AUGGUUCGCGCCGGCCUAUAUUUACCCGAGAUCUUCCUCCCGGACCGCAAGGAUGUGAGGCAGGCGAGCCGGACACCGCUCGCAGCUCGGGAGAGGGCGCGCUGCAAAGGCGGGCAGCCAACCGAGGAGAGCUCGGGAGCCGAGUCGGACACCCUCGGAGGGGGAGAACUGGGGAAGCGGCGAGCCCAGCGCUGCCCUGGCCGAGCCAGCCCCGACAGUGAGCCAGCCAAGCGCGAGUCCCCGGCGUCCGGCCGGGGCGGAGAUGCAGUGACCACGGCGGGACUGCUGCGCGAGGCCCACCGCGGCCGGCCAGACCCACCUUCUGACCGCACUUUGGCACUUUCCCGCUACCUACCCCCCCCCCCCCCCCACCCGGGCGGCGCCGGGGGCCCGCCGCGGCAGGCGUCCAAGCCUAAGGGCUACGCUGUGAGCCUGCACUACUCGGCGCUCAGCUCGCUGGCGCGGGCGUGCCCCGAAGGCGCGCUCAGCCGAGUGGGCAGCAUGUUUCGCUCCAAGCGCAAGAAGCUGCACAUUACCAGCGAAGAUCCCACUUACACCGUGCUCUAUCUGGGCAAUGCUACCACCAUCCAGGCGCGCGGCGACGGCUGCACCGACCUGGCGGUGGGCAAGAUCUGGAGCAAGAGCGAGGCGGGCCGUCAGGGCACGAAGAUGAAACUGACCGUGAGUGCGCAGGGUAUCCGCAUGGUGCACGCGGAGGAGCGCGCGCUGCGCCGUCCGGGCCACCUCUACCUGCUGCACCGCGUCACCUACUGCGUGGCGGACGCGCGACUGCCCAAGGUCUUCGCCUGGGUGUACCGGCACGAGCUGAAACACAAGGCGGUCAUGCUACGCUGUCACGCCGUGCUGGUGUCCAAGCCUGAGAAGGCGCAGGCCAUGGCCCUGCUGCUCUACCAGACGUCGGCCAACGCGCUGGCAGAAUUUAAACGCCUCAAGCGGCGGGACGACGCGCGUCACCAGCAGCAGGAGCUGGUGGGCGCGCACACCAUCCCGCUAGUGCCAUUGCGCAAGCUGCUCCUGCACGGACCCUGCUGCUACAAGCCGCCGGUGGAGCGCAGCCGUAGCGCGCCCAAGCUCGGCUCCAUCACCGAGGACCUGCUCGGCGAACAGCAGGAGCAGGAGCUGCAGGAGGAAGAAGAGGAGGAACAUCCCGAAGGCUGCCUGGAGGAGGAGGAGGAGGAGGAGGAGGAUCAUACAAGGGAAACGGAUCCAGCAGAGGAGGAAGCUGAGGCGCAGCGGGCGCUGGUGGUGGCCAUGCACUUUGAAUGCGGGGACUUGCUGGACACGCUGGAGAAUGGCCGCGAGGAGGCGCUGGAGGGCGGCAAGGUUUCGCUGGGCGCGGGGUCCGCGUCGCCGCCUCUGCUGCUGGGCAGUGCCUCGGACAUGAAGGCCGAGCUGUCGCAGCUCAUUAGCGACCUGGGUGAGCUCAGCUUUGGCAACGACGUGCGCACCCUGCAGGCCGACCUGCGGGUGACACGCCUGCUGUCGGGCGAGAGCACUGGCAGUGAGAGUUCCAUCGAAGGCGGAGGGCCGGAUGCCACCUCUGCCACUGCCGGGGACCCAUCCAGCCCCACGGACAGCGCCAGCCCAGACGAUACCCACUCGGGCUGAGUUCCCAGCAGACUCCUCCGUGUGCCCCAGGAGCUCCCUCCCUAACCGUGUCCCCACCACGUCCCCACCCUAGCUCGCUCCCAGAAAACGGAAAAUGGGGAUCUUGCGGUCCAGACUUCCCUUCAGGUCUCAGGUCCUGAGUACCCCCGGCCGCCGCCCCCGCCCCUAGUGUUCCAACACGUUGGUUCUGUUUGAAGACAGAGCAGGUUGCUUGUGGGGAGAUGUGAG
This is a messenger RNA of Tupaia belangeri chinensis (Chinese tree shrew), 1857 nucleotides long. It is a transcript of the gene FAM43A, whose product is annotated as family with sequence similarity 43 member A. The transcript has 3 exons. Lineage: Eukaryota; Metazoa; Chordata; Mammalia; Scandentia; Tupaiidae. The record is from RefSeq and is a predicted model, not a curated record. The coding region runs from base 1 to 1629 and encodes 542 amino acids.